This is a messenger RNA of Cornus florida, 656 nucleotides long. RefSeq names its product wall-associated receptor kinase-like 8. The transcript has a single exon. Lineage: Eukaryota; Viridiplantae; Streptophyta; Magnoliopsida; Cornales; Cornaceae. The record is from RefSeq and is a predicted model, not a curated record. Gene Ontology annotation, molecular function: polysaccharide binding. Bases 102 to 656 code for a protein of 184 amino acids.
AUUCUAAUAGAUUUGGAGAUGCAUGUAUUGUCUAAAAACACCAAUAUAAGAUAACAAGUACUUCUGAGAAUCUCACAAAAACUAGAGAGGGUAUUAAAAAAAUGGUGAUUGAGUUGUUGUUGGUAUUAGGAUUAGUGUGGUUAACGGGAGGAGCAUCCUCAGCACCGCUAGCAAAGCCUGGUUGUCCACACACAUGCGGAAAUAUUACCAUUCCUUACCCAUUUGGGAUUGGAGUGGGUUGCUAUGCCAACGACAGCUUUGCAAUAACUUGCGAUAACUCCUCCAAUCCACCCAAACCUUUCUUCACUACCUACAACCACUUUGAGGUGCUUGAUAUUUACCUAUUUGCGGGCUUUGUUUACAUCCAUCAUCCGGUGCUCGCUUAUGAUUGUCCAAAUGGGACUAAUGUUCAUCGACUUGCGAAUUUGUCCAGUCCUUUUUGGUUUUCUGAAGACUAUAAUGUUUUCACGGCCACAGGUUGUAACAACCUGGCCUUAAUGAUGAGCCAAGAUCAACAAAUUAUAGGUGGGUGCGCAUCACUUUGCAACCACCGCGACAAUUCAAAUUCAACUGCUCGAGGAAGUUGCUAUGGAAUCAAAUGCUGUCAGCCACCAUCAGGCGGAGUUAGAAAUUUGAGGUUAGGGCAGGAUUUGUAA